This is a messenger RNA of Diaporthe batatas, 2001 nucleotides long. RefSeq lists its product as uncharacterized. NCBI's taxonomy places the organism in Eukaryota, Fungi, Ascomycota, Sordariomycetes, Diaporthales, Diaporthaceae. The coding region runs from base 1 to 2001 and encodes 666 amino acids. Gene Ontology annotation, biological process: transmembrane transport. Gene Ontology annotation, molecular function: transmembrane transporter activity. The transcript has a single exon. The record is from RefSeq and is a predicted model, not a curated record.
AUGUCGACGUCCAAGGAUUAUGAUGAUAGCCUUACUGGCAAGAGGCCGGGCUCUCGCUCAACGAGCGAGCCCAACAACCACGCCAACGGUUCACACGAGGAUAACGACCUUUCCCCGCUCAAGACGAACGACCGUCAUGCCGUCAACUCGGACAUAGGCGAGCCCGUUGAAAGGGUCGCAACAACAGCCCAGCAGGGUGUGAACAAGGUUGAGGCUUUCAACAAGGUGCUGUAUCAGUCGGGCCCAACUGGCAAAAUCCUGCUGUGGCUGCUAGGUGUGUCCAUUGGCCUGACCAUGUUCGCGUAUGCCCUCGACCAGGGCAUCACGGCCAGCAUCUUCACCACCAUGGCCAGUUCAACCUUCGGCCAGCACAGUUCGCUCGCCGCCGUGAGCACUGCCAGCCAGAUCGUGCGUGCUGUCGCCAAGCCUUUCAUCGGGAAACUGGCCGAUAUCACCUCGCGGCCUACCACUUACGUCGUCAUCCUGUUCUUCUACAUCAUCGGCUUCGUCGUCGCCGCCAGCUCCAGCACCUUUGCCGCCUAUACCAUCGGCAUCUGCUUCACCUCGGUCGGCAAGUCCGGUCUCGACCUGCUGAGCGACAUUAUUGUCGGUGACUUGACCCCUCUCGAGUGGCGUGGCUUCUUCGGCGCCCUUCUGGCGGUGCCCUUUGUCGUCACUGUUCCCAUCAAUGGCUUCAUUGCCGAGGGCUUCAUCGACAACUGGCGGUGGGGCCUGGGCAUGUUUGCCAUCAUGGUCCCCGUGCUGUUGUGCCCAGCCAUCUUCACCCUCUAUGCCAUGCAACACCGUGGAGAAAAGAUGGGCAUGGUCACCAUGGCCGGAUCGAAGCAGGAGAGGACAGGCGCCGGUGCGGACGGCACCUCCAAGGGUGCUGUACACUGGACCAAGCUCUUGUACCAGGGUCUCAUUGACAUCGAUAUCCUGGGUCUAAUAAUCCUUGGUGUAGCGUUCGCGCUGCUGCUGCUUCCGCUGACCCUGGCCGAGGAUGCCAAUGGCGGCUGGCAGAACGGAGGCAUCAUCGCUAUGCUCGUCGUCGGCUUCGUGCUGCUCAUCGCCUUUGUCCUGUUCGAGAUCUACCUGGCUCCCGUGCCACUGAUGACCAAGCGCGUUCUCAAGAACCGCGCCUUCAUCGCUGGUGUCAUCAUCUUCACCUUCAACCAGACCGCCUCGUCUGUCCGCAACACCUACUACUCCUCCUACAUCUACAUCAUCAAGGAGUGGAGCACAUACGAGUGGACAAUCUUCCUGGGUAUCACCACCAUGGGUCUCAGUCUACUAGGUCCCUUCGUCGGUCUCAUACAACGCUCGACUCAUCGCUACAAGUCCAUGAUGAUCUUCGGCGCCGCCUCUAGGAUGCUCGGAUACGGUCUCCUGGUCAAUGGCUCCGACGCGUCGAUGACACAGGACACCGGCCGUCUCAUCGCCGCCCAGCUCAUCUUCUGCCUGGGCUCCUUCAACAUCGUCGGUGCGCGCGUGGGAACCCAAGCAUCCGUGCCCCACGAGGACAUGGCGACUGUCAUCUCCCUGCUGGCGCUGUGGUCGACACUGGGCUCCUCUGUCGGCAGCGCCAUCUCAUCGGCCAUCUGGACCAGCGAGAUGCAAUCGCGCAUGUACGAGGAGAUGAUUCCCGCGGGAGCGGACGCAAAUACCGUCAAGAAUAUGUACGAAAACAUCAAGAAGCUGCGGACUACCUACGAAUUCAACGACCCCAUCCGUCAGGCUGCCAUCCGCGCCUACUCCGCUAUCAACGGUCACAUCGCCGUCGCCGCCCUCGUCCUGGCUGCGGUCCCUACCAUUGCCUCGCUCUUCAUGCCUGACUUCUACCUCGGCAAGCAGCAGAACGCCAUCACCAACACUGGUCUCGACGGGGAGAGGGUCGACGUCCCCGAGCGUGAGGGUGGUGGCGCCCAGGAGGUGGAUGCUGCUCCUCAGAAGGACAAGUGGUACGCUAGGUUCAGGGAUGCUUACCGACGACAAAUGUAA